This is a messenger RNA of Sphenostylis stenocarpa, 942 nucleotides long. Lineage: Eukaryota; Viridiplantae; Streptophyta; Magnoliopsida; Fabales; Fabaceae. The record is from the annotation of a GenBank genome assembly.
AUGUAUACAUUGUUCCCGCAGCAUCCUGGGAAUAUUGCAGUUGAUGAUGUCAAUGGUGGAAGAUUGAUCUUCUAUGAUUUUGGAAUGAUGGGGAGUAUCAGUCCAAACAUUCGAGAAGGUUUGCUUGAAACAUUUUAUGGGGUUUAUGAGAAAGAUCCAGACAAGGUUCUACAAGCUAUGAUUCAAAUGGGAGUUCUUGUCCCUACUGGAGAUAUGACUGCUGUUAGAAGAACGGCACAAUUCUUCCUUAACAGUUUUGAAGAGCGCCUGGCUGCACAAAGGCGCGAGAGAGAAGAAGCAACUACUGAACUUGGAUUCAAAAAACCAUUAAGCAAGGAGGAAAAAAUUAAGAAGAAGAAACAACGUCUGGCUGCUAUUGGUGAAGAUUUAUUAUCUAUUGCAGCAGACCAGCCAUUUCGAUUUCCUGCUACAUUCACAUUUGUUGUUAGAGCCUUCUCAGUAUUGGAUGGCAUCGGAAAGGGGCUUGACCCACGUUUUGACAUUACUGAGAUUGCCAGACCUUAUGCCCUGGAGUUGCUAAGGUUUCGUGAAGCUGGGGUUGAAGUUGUCCUAAAGGACUUCAGGAAGAGAUGGGAUAGACAAUCUCAAGCAUUUUACAACUUGUUCAGACAGGCUGAUAGGAUUGAUAAGCUUGCUGAAAUUAUCCAAAGACUGGAGCAAGGUGAUCUGAAGCUUCGAGUUAGAACUUUGGAAUCUGAGAGGGCAUUCCAACGUGUUGCUGCAGUCCAGAAGACUAUAGGAAAUGCAGUAGCUGCUGGGAGCCUGAUCAAUCUUGCAACAGUUUUGUAUCUCAAUUCAAUUCGUGUGCCUGCCUUUGUAGCAUAUAUAUUCUGUGCAAUCUUUGGUUUUCAAGUGCUCUUGGGCAUUAUAAAGGUCAAGAAGCUAGAUGAACGGGAACGAUUGAUAACAGGGACUGCAUAA